AUGGCUGGGAUUAAAAAGCAUCAGCUGCUUGAGAUGGCUGGGAUUAAAAAGCAUCAGUUGCUUGAGAUGGUUGGGAUUGAUAAGCAUCAGCUACUUGAGAUGCCUGGGAUUGAGAAGGCCCUUGGGAACUGCUUGCUUGUUUCCUUUACCUUAAUUGCAUACUCUGUUGUCCGCUACUUUGGUCUCCACCAUCUAUCCUUCUUACCUAAGACAAAUAAUAAUUAG
Molecule: messenger RNA, 225 nt
Organism: Prunus armeniaca (apricot)
Lineage: Eukaryota; Viridiplantae; Streptophyta; Magnoliopsida; Rosales; Rosaceae
Source: the annotation of a GenBank genome assembly